AUGGAUGAAAGAGAUGAACCUGAAUUUAGUGAGCUUGGUGAUGUUGGCAUUGAAGUGGAAGUUGUCGAUGUGCUUUUGGACGAGACCGGCCGGACAGCUCGCUGGCAGUGUCGGACGGAGACCCUCCUUGGAGUUCAACAUGAUUUGAAAGUCCAUCUUGAUGUGAGGAUACUCUGUGUAGGGACGCGAGUACUCGCCGUUGAUGACGCGAAUCAACAGCUCCCAAAACACAAUGCCUAUACUGUAGAUGUCGGAUUUCGUUGUAUAGGGCGAGCCGGUGCCGUUGGCAACCUCGGGCGAGCAGUACGCGAAUGUUCCACGAAUCUUGGAGAGUGUCUCUAA
Heterostelium album PN500 is the source of this 342-nucleotide messenger RNA. RefSeq lists its product as uncharacterized. The coding region runs from base 1 to 342 and encodes 113 amino acids. The transcript has 2 exons. The record is from RefSeq and is a predicted model, not a curated record. NCBI's taxonomy places the organism in Eukaryota, Evosea, Eumycetozoa, Acytosteliales, Acytosteliaceae.